GAUCGCCCGCGUGCCUGCCUAUCUCACGCCAUCCGUGACGUACAUCAGGGCCCUCACGUGCUGAUCGCUGAUCUGCUUCGCGCUAUCCCACCACAUAGAUAUCCACGCUGACCGCUCUGCCUCGCUCUGCCUCCUCUGCCUCUGCCUCCGCCUCUCGCCCUCCACGCGUCCACACACCCUCCACCGCCCUCAUCCCGCUCUCUCCACCGCUCCAGCACAAUCUCCACCGCCAGCCCCCGAUUCCGCCGUCGCAGUCAUGUCCGCCGACCGCAACUCGCCGCCGCUGCAGCCAGACCGCCAGCGCCGCCGCUCUUCUAUCACCGGCCAGACAUUCCAGGACCUCUUCGGCCGCACCAACAGCGUCAGCGGCCAGAGCAGCAAUCCCCCAUACCCCGGCCCCAUCACCACGGCCGCUGCCCAGGCCCAGCGUCGCCGCCUCUCCGUCACCACCCUGGGCCUCUCGGGCUCGCCCAACCAGACCUCCCCCUUCAAUCUGCGCCCUCGCACCGAGAGCAUCUCGAGCGCCAACUCGGGCUCCGUUGACGAGAGCCCCUUUGAAGAUGAUCCGGCCCCCUCGGCGUCGAGCAACCCCACCACGCCCUUUGGUCGGCGUCUCAGUUUUGGAGCACGCGCGCUGCGUGACGUGAGGACGGGCAAUGGGAACAUUGGCAAUUCCAAUGGCGACGGCUUCAACCUAGCCGAGAACCUACGCUCUCGAGCCGAGCGCUCCUCCAUCUCGGGCGCCCACCACAUUCCCCAGCCCUCUACUGCCCAACAUCACCGUGCCAAGAGCGUCACCAUCAUGGAGCCACCGGCGCGCGAGAUGCCCAAGCAGCCCAAGGUGCCCGAUGCCUUCCAGGAGCGGAUCCUCAAGGGGGAUUUCUAUAUGGAUUAACGAGUUCUCCCCGGACGUAUCGGUAUUAGUCAGGUGGCUGGCUUCCACAUUCUGGAAAAUGCGACCAUCGAAAGUCGCUCCUUGUCGAAAAUAUCGGCUAGACCAAUACUUUCGACGACCGACUAUUUGUGUUACCGGUGCA
Molecule: messenger RNA, 1037 nt
Organism: Mytilinidion resinicola
Lineage: Eukaryota; Fungi; Ascomycota; Dothideomycetes; Mytilinidiales; Mytilinidiaceae
Exons: 3
Coding region: 257-895 (212 amino acids)
Source: RefSeq, a predicted model, not a curated record